Lingula anatina is the source of this 3317-nucleotide messenger RNA. RefSeq lists its product as uncharacterized. The record is from RefSeq and is a predicted model, not a curated record. Lineage: Eukaryota; Metazoa; Brachiopoda; Lingulata; Lingulida; Lingulidae.
UCCAUGUCAAACCAACUAUAACAUGAAACCUAAGAAGAUUCGUUACCCAUGCAGUGUCUGCUCCACAGCUUGCAGUUAUGACGUCAUUGAGUGUUCUUCUUGCAAAAAAUGGACACACAGGCAGUGUGUUCCUAUGUCAGAAUCUCUUUUUGAAGAAUGGAGCUCAGAAGAACUGGAUUUUAUAUGUGGCAAAUGUGCAUUCAGAGGGAAUAUGUACAAUUUUGAAGCUGCCCUUACUCGCCUUGAUUCUACACGAACACCUGAGAAAGCUAAGUCAGAACAUCAUCUUUUGAAGACCUACGGCAUCUGUAUCCCUGAUAUUCCCAAUGUGCUCAUACAACAUCCUGAAGACGCUGUAUCAAGGAAAAUAUUGGAAAUGUUUCAACCCAUUCUUCUAAAGACUCAUUCACCUUUAGCAGUUGGGACAGAUGGAAAUUGUUUAUAAAGAGCUGUCUCACUCGGCCUCUUUGAUUGUGAAGACUACCAUUUACACAUUCGUCUGCUGGCAGGAAUUGAAAUGCUGAUGUACAGGGAAGCGUAUGAUUGCAACCAUGCUGAAUAUUGCGGACAAUUGGGACAGGACACUGCUUUCAUUGAUCUCUACAAUAAUGAAGUUGUAGCUGUCUGUACACCAGGAAGAUGGGCAGGAUUAAGUCAUAUGUAUGCCAUCAGUGCUGCUCUGAAGGUGCCUCUACGAUCGUACUGCCCACCUGUGCUAAAUGAUAACUUCCUCUCCACCCCAUUGUCUAGACGCAUUGCAGGUCGUGGGGUAUCCCAAAAUGGUGCUCCAGCUACAGUGAUUAUGUGGACAAGCUCUGGAACACCUGAAACAGCACAUGAAUUCCGGCCAGAUCACUUUGUUACACUAAGAAGUAAAAUAAGAUCCAGUCACACACCUCCCAUAGUUUUGGUGGACUCUGAUGAGAAUGAUACAACUCCCAUAGGUUUGGUAGACACUGAUGAGAAUGAUGCAACUCCCAUAGGUUUGGUGGACAUUGAUGAGAAUGACAUUCUGUCACAGCCUGUUCCUUCCACUACCCACGAUCCCAGUAUUACUGAUAAUUCCUCUGCAUCACCAAAAAACCACAGCUUUGAGACAGACGACCCGUCACUGGAGGUAGAACCUGAGCUUGUUGGUGCACCUAUCAACAAGUAUAUGGAAGCAGGUGAUAUCAUCGAACUUUUACAAUCAUUGCCAGAGACUCUGAAUCACAUUCCUGAUGGGAGAAAAGAAAAUGUUCGCUUUUUGGUUGACAACAAGGAAAAUGAAGAAAGACGUAGUGAAGGGAAAAAUAGUCAGUUCGUUGAUGACUGUGGGGUGUGGCAAAAUAGUAACUCCCCUGUAACACAUAUGGGUAGAAGAGAUGGAAAAUGGACAACAGUCCUGCUCAAAGAUGGCCAGUACUACACGGAAAAACGCUCCAAUGGCAAAAAGGUCCUUUGUCUUAUGAAAGACCAACCAACAGAGGUUGUCAGACUGCAGCGAAAUUAUGCCACGCUAAAAAGAGACAGUACGUACAAGAGAAGGAUUUCUUGGAUUAAAGGAAUUCCUGUGGCAAUUGUGGAAUACAUCGGUAAACUGCCACCACCAGCUCCACAUGGGGGGAAUGCAGCCAAAGGGGCGCCUCCUUAUCAAAGAACUGCAAAGCCGGUACUAGAAAAGAUAAGGGAACAGGCAAAAGGAGGUAAAAAGCCGAAAGAGAUUUACGAAGAGAUGAUAAUAAGUAAUGAUAAUGAAAGAGACAAACCAGCCGAUCUUAGACAGGUUCAGAAUACUGUUUAUCAAACCAAGAAGAAGCAGGAAAGCAGAAAUUCAACGGGAGCUGGGAACCUUGCAGCUAAUUUCAACUUUUUGCAUACCAACAUGCACAGCCACCCUUUCAUACAAAGCAUAGUGCACUCCUCCCAAAAAGUGCCAUCUAUCACCCUAUUCACAGACAAACAGAUAGCAGACUUAAAAAGAUUUUGUUUCUGUGGCCAGGAAUCUGAAUCCGCCAUCCUUGGAGUAGAUAAAACUUUUAAUUUAGGUCAGUUACAUGUGACAGCAACUUCUUUUAAGAACAUUUCUUUGAGGAGAACAAGCACUAAUGAGCAUCCCAUCUUCUUAGGACCCAUUCUCAUUCAUGGCAAUUCUGACUGGCAGACAUACGCCCAGUUUUUCUCAACAAUAGCAAUGCAAGUGGACAAAACAACACAGGGGCCAAUUAUAGGAAUGGAUGAUGAGAAAGCAUUGAAAAAGGCAGUGGAAUUUGCUUUCAGUAAUGCAAAUAUCAUUAGUUGCCAACGACAUCUGAAGGCCAAUGUAAGCAAGAAUCUGCAAGAUAUUGUUGGUGCCCCGUUGCAUGCUAGAAAAGAAAUCAGUAGCAUUUUAUUUGGAGAAAAUGGGUUGUCUGCAGCCGACAGUGUGGUCAUGUUUGACAUCCGCAAUGAAUACGUAAUAGAGCAAAUCAGGAAAACAGUGCCUACAUUUGAAGGUUAUUACAACCAAAGGAUCAAUCCACUGAUAAGACAAAAUGUCCAAACAAUCAUUGACAGGCCGGAAGUGCACUCAGGAUGGACUAAUAAUAAUGCUGAAUCAGUAAAUCACAUGCUUAAAAUGAAGGUCCAGUGGAGUUUACAAGACAUCCCAACCCUGAUCAAUUCUCUUCAUCAGUUAGUCCAAGCUCAAUAUGUAGAUGUUGAAAGAGCAUUGAUUGGGAGAGGACAGUUCAAGCUUGAUGCCAAAUUUGCCAAUUAUGCUGUAGAACGAUCCAUUUGGAAUGACAAGACAGCAGAUUCCAGGACCAGACACAUUAUGAAAUUCUUGAGAGAACCAAAGUUCCACAAACAUAUGGCUUCUUAUGAUGGCUUAAGUGUACUUACAUCUGCAGCAAAAGGAAGGAAGCCUAGUCAGACAAAAAGGCGACGAGCAGCAAAAACUGUUUCAUUCAAGCAAUAAUAAGAUAGCACAAACUUUGUUGAAGUGCAGAAGCAUGCUGAAUAUAUUUUUUCGCCAUAGUGUGUAGCAAUAAUUAGAAGUAGUAUUUUGUCAGUGUUGAAAUUAUGCAUCAGAUUUAAUUUGGUAAUGAGGCUAGUUGGUACAAAUGCCACUUUGUAUUUAUUGUUUGAACGUACAUUUACUCAUUUUAGAGCAAUGUUUUCCUGAGUCAUGCUGAGUAUAUAUUUUUUCACUGUGGCCUUAUAACUAUUAGUGUGUAGCAAUAUCUAGUAGUAGCAUUUUGUGAAUCUUCUCAGUGUUGAGAUGAAUUUGAAAUACAGGUAUGCAUCAGAUUUAAUUUGGUAAUGAGGCAAGUUGGUACAGAUGCCACUUUGUAUUU